AUAGACGCACCGGAAGUGGAUCAUUGACAACAAAAAAGCUGUCAAAAUAAAGCAUGCUGUUGCAGUGAAUAACUAGAUACUAAUUGAUUGACUCAGAAUGGCGGAAGAUAUAGAUGAUUUACUUGAGGAGGUUGAGUCAAAAUUUCUGACGAAGGACAACAAAAAGACAAAAUCUAAGAGUAAUCGAAAAGAGAAAAGAGAUAACGAUUAUGAUAUAGAUGAUAUAUUAGAUGAUAUACAAGUAGAACCCAUUGCAAAGGGUUCUGUUCCAAGUGCUCCCAAUGGUACAGCAACAGAUUUACGUCCAGCUUCAGGUAGAAAGUGCUUUCCAGUGUACAUAGGAGGUGCCUUGUGUUCUCAGGGCAUGGCUAGUUCUGUUAACCAGAGGUCAUGUGACAAGCUGCGAUGUACAUCAUGUGACUUCAAAGUGUGUUCAUUUGAUAAUUAUGAGUGGCACCCGGACACUGACUAUCUGUUUCUCAGGAAUAAUGCCCCAGACUAUCACAGACUGAAGACUAAUCUGGUUCCCAAAAGAGGUUCCCGGUCAUACUGCUGUCAGUGUUGCCUUCGCUCCGUCCAAGAAAUGACUAAGUUGGCAGACCCUCGGCUCAAGUGGGUGUGCGGAAAACAUUGAUGAUGGACCUUAGCUUAGAUUCUCACCAAGUGGAUUAAACUCAGAUUGUGCUCACCAUUUUGUGUGAUUUUGUUCAUUGUGUUCGGUGUUUAGCUUACCAUGGUUUAGCUUUUCUGAUUGAAGUUUUUCUGGUGUUUGUAAAUUGUCAAAUUUUUCACAUUUUUGUUGUGUCUAUAACAGUCUUUAAACCGCACCAUUGCAUUAUGUACAAAAUUAUCAAUGAUCAAGCAAAUCUGGAACUUUCUUAGGCGGUCAGUGAUUGUCGGUUAUUAAAUGCUUUAUAAAUGUUUCCAAAAUGGUCAAAUGCAUCAUGAGCACAAUAUUCUAUCAAAUCAUUUUGAAAGUUAAUUUCAAGAAAUAGAUGCAUACACUAGUAGUGUAUUUUGACCUAAAAAUAUCCAGGUAAUUGCAAAGAUGUCAAACUGAAAGACUCUCAGAGUGGAAAUCCUUGCAUUUUCCUGCUAAAUACUCAGUUUCCAUUUGAUUAUGACAUAGCAAACACAUAGAUUUCAUCGUACAUGUAAUUUGAUCAAAUUUGACAGAAAACGUGUCUUUACAUGAGAAAGAGUAAGAGGCCUCGAGCAGAAAUAUUUACAUAAUUUGAACAGAACAAGAUAUGACACGUGCAUAUUUUUAUCAGUUUGUCGUUUUCCCUGGACUACAUUAUUAUAAUGCAAACAUUAUUUAGACAUUCCUGGUUUUUUUUUAUGGAACAGGACUGCAGUUUGAUUAUGUAUUCAUUCCCAUGUAAAGCAGUGCUUUGUGAAAUCCCUGCUGUUCAGACUGUACACACUUCAACUUGUUGAAAUUCCGACUUCAUGGGUCUUUUCAAAUAAAGAUUUCACAGAAUCUUUCCAAUAGCAAUAAAUUACAUUAUAAUUCCAGUUUAUCAAAAUAGUAUACAAGCACCUUGGGGUGUGUUUUCGUGAUAAAUUCUGAACUUUUGGAUUAUUGUCUGGUUACUAUUAGUGUUCGUAAAGCACAAGUUUGAUCUCUGUAAGAAGGUGGCACGGGUGAGCGUGUGGUCUAUUGGGCCUCAUCUUUUGUGUACUUCUUAGAUUUUUGCUGAAAAGUAUUGUCCAUUAAAUUGUAUAUGAAUUGUACCUGGCAUUAUAUAUAUAGUGAAAUUAAUGAAAAAGUGUUUUUUGUAUGCAGACACUGAACUAGUCUGAAUGAGUGUGUCUCCUCGGUGUCAGCAGUCAAUCUUCUGAAAGCAUACAAACGUGAAGAAAAAAAAUCUGAGGACUACGUUAUUGCAGUUAGUUCACACCAGCUUGUAAUCCUCAUAUUGUGUGCAAUGUAUAUGCAGUAAUUAUAUUGUGUUGGUUGAAUAUGUAAUUAACAUGAACAUUACAUAACAUCAUUAGUUGUAUUCUCUCCACACAGAAGCCACAGGCAUUUUCUUGACAUGAAACAUUAUACAUGUACAUAUAUGCUAUUCAGUAAAACAAAAGGGUUAAUCUCCUAAGCAUGUCUGUGCCAGUCAAGAUGAAAUUUUAACUACAUCUGAUUUGCUAUUAUAAAGUGAAAUGGAUGUUGAUUAACAGAUUACUAAGGUCCCAGUCAGAGCACCUGCUUAUACUGUAACGUCUGUGUCACUACUUGUGUCUGUUCAUCACCAGAUACCCAUUCCCUGUAAUUUCUCCACUGCAACUCAUGAGACUGACAACUACAAGUUAAUUGUAACGAGCUAUUUCACAUACUAUAUCUUGUAUAAAUUGUACAUGGUAUGCUACAGAUGUUGGAGCUUGUGUGUGUUCGAAAUAUCCCCGACAAGCAACCCAAUCCUCUUAAAAUCAGCGUCUUAGAAAAUAUCUUGUAAAAUUUUAUGAUGUUAUAUCAAAUUAUGUUUUUGAUUAAAACUCAAAUGAUUUAUAAAUCUGAAUGACUCGUCCUUGUUGAUUGGGUUAGCUGUGUGUCAUUGUAUCCUGUGAUAUGAUUAAAUAAAGACAGUUCUCACAAUGUUA
This is a messenger RNA of Ostrea edulis (European flat oyster), 2601 nucleotides long. Its product is annotated as cilia- and flagella-associated protein 418-like. The transcript is spliced from 6 exons. Lineage: Eukaryota; Metazoa; Mollusca; Bivalvia; Ostreida; Ostreidae. The coding region runs from base 98 to 634 and encodes 178 amino acids. The record is from RefSeq and is a predicted model, not a curated record. Gene Ontology annotation, cellular component: cytosol.